Ciona intestinalis (vase tunicate) is the source of this 4563-nucleotide messenger RNA. The record is from RefSeq and is a predicted model, not a curated record. NCBI's taxonomy places the organism in Eukaryota, Metazoa, Chordata, Ascidiacea, Phlebobranchia, Cionidae.
UUUUAAUGGGUGUAUUUUGUAUUCAGUGUAUAGCACAGUCUCUAUAUAAACAUGUUUGUAAACUUUAUAUACAGACUCUUAGUAUACUGUAUUUAGAGGCAUUUAGCAUGUGUCACAUACAAUGUGGAUGUAAUUAGAUACGUUGCAUGGUGAAACGGUGACUGUAUUUGUAAUAUUCCGUUGUUUUGAAAGUCUACUACCGUUACAUUCAUUCAUUACAUUCAUUCAUUCAUUUAUAUAUGCAAUCAAAUGUAUUGUUUAAAAGAAACUUGGUUAAUAUUUCGUUUCUUAAUUUAAAGUGCAGGUGUAUGAAAAUAAAAUAUUUUAGAAUACUUUUGUCUUAACAAGUACAUAAUGGUAUAAAAAUACUUAAAUAUGACAUAAAAAAACGACGAUGGUUUAUUUCGCUCCCCGAUUAUUCCAAAGCGCCGACGUGCCAGGUUACCAGAAACAGUGACGACUUCUUCAUUUUUGACGUGUCGAAAAUUUGCUCACGAAUUUUACAAAACUUGAUAAUUUUAAUUUGGUCUCUUUUAUUUAAAUUGAAGCUUAAAUAAGAUUUAUUUGUUGCAGCAUCAUCAGUUUGGUAACUGCUAUAAGUAGUGGGUAUAUAAAACAGAAAGGCGAGAAAUUAACGCCAUGCUGACAAAGUUUGAAACCAAAUCAGCUCGCGUGAAAGGUCUCUCAUUUCAUCCAAAGCGACCAUGGGUAUUAUCCUCUUUACACAAUGGUUGUAUUCAACUAUGGGAUUACAGGAUGUGCACAUUGAUUGAUAAAUUUGAGGAGCAUGAUGGUCCAGUAAGAGGAGUUUGCUUUCACAGCCAACAACCUUUAUUUGUAUCUGGUGGAGAUGAUUAUAAAAUCAAGAUCUGGAAUUACAAGUUAAGAAGAUGCCUCUUCACUCUUCUGGGCCAUCUGGAUUACAUUAGAACUGCAGUUUUCCACCACGAGUACCCAUGGAUCCUCAGUGCUUCAGAUGAUCAGACCAUUCGGAUUUGGAACUGGCAGUCAAGAAACUGCAUUGCUGUUCUUACCGGGCACAACCAUUAUGUGAUGUCAGCUCAAUUCCAUCCAACCGAUGACCUCAUCGUGUCUGCUUCUCUGGAUCAAACUGCAAGAGUGUGGGACAUAUCUGGUUUACGUAAGAAGAACUUAUCCCCUGGUGGUAAUUCGUUAGAGGAGACAGUAAGGGGAACACCUGGUUCUGCAGGUGGUCCAAGUUCCAUCGAGUUGUUUGGAAGUACUGACUUCUUGGUCAAACAUGUUUUGGAGGGUCACGAUCGUGGGGUAAACUGGGCAUGCUUCCACCCCAGCCUACCAGUAGUGGUAACAGCAGCUGAUGAUCGACUUGUUAAACUGUGGAGGAUGAAUGAGUCAAAGGCUUGGGAGGUGGAUUCAUGCAGAGGUCAUUACAACAAUGUCUCUUGUUGCUCCUUCCAUCCAAGACAAGACCUCAUUAUUAGCGCUUCCGAGGAUAAAUCCAUCCGCGUGUGGGACAUGGGAAAGAGAUCAAGUAUUCAGUCAUUUAGAAGGGACCAAGACAGAUUCUGGAUUUUGUCUUGCCACCCAACUUUGAACUUGUUCGCUGCCGGCCACGAUAACGGGAUGGUCAUAUUUAAGUUGGAGAGAGAAAGACCAGCAUUCGCCACCCAUGGCAACAUGUUGUAUUAUGUCAAGGAGAAAUAUUUACGUCGUCUUGACUUUACAACAAGCAAGGACCUUCCUAUUAUGCAACUUAGAAGUGGUUCAAAGACGAGUGUUUUUGCUCUCUCAUAUAAUCCUGCUGAGAACACUGUCCUUGUUACAUCUCGUGCGUCUAACAUUGAGAAUUCCCACUAUGACCUUUACCAGGUUCCCAAGAACGUGGAUUCUUCUAACCCUGACUCACCUGAGGGCAAGAGAGCAUCAGGCCUUACUGCGGUGUGGGUCGCUCGUAAUCGGUUCGCUGUACUUGACCGAACGCACACGAUCGUCAUCAAGAGUUUGAAGAACGACAUAAUGAAGAAGAUACAAGUCCCUGGCGUAGAUGAGAUCUUCCAUGCCGGUACUGGAGCACUUUUGCUACGAAGUGCAGAUGGUGUAACACUCUAUGAUGUGCAACAGAAGAGAACCCUUGCAUCUGUAAAAAUAGCCAAAGUAAAGUACGUUGUUUGGUCGAGUGAUAUGUCCCAUGUCGCCCUGCUUGCAAAACACAACAUCGCGAUUUGUAAUCGGAAGUUGGAAUCUCUCUCCACGGUCCAUGAGAACGUGAGAGUAAAGUCUGGAGCUUGGGAGGAGAGUGGUGUCUUCAUCUACACAACUUCAAACCAUAUCAAAUACGCUCUUACUAAUGGGGAUCACGGCAUCAUACGAACUCUUGAUCUUCCCAUUUACAUCACGAGAGUACGAGCCACGAACGUUUAUUGUCUCGAUCGCGAAACUCGACCGAGGGUUCUGUCUAUUGACCCAACGGAGUUUAAAUUUAAGAUGGCGCUAGUAAACAGAAAAUACGACGAGGUGUUACACAUGGUUCGCAACAGUAAACUGGUUGGACAAUCCAUCAUUGCUUAUUUGCAACAGAAGGGUUACCCCGAGGUUGCUUUGCAUUUUGUGAAGGAUGACAAGACAAGAUUCACCCUUGCUGUGGAAUGCGGGGAUAUUGAGGUGGCACUGGCUGCUGCGAAAGCUUUGGAAGACAAACAAUGCUGGGAAAGACUCGCUGAAGUUGCUCUCGCAUGCGGAAACCACCAAGUGGUAGAAAUGGCGUACAAACGAACGAAGAACUUCGAUAAGCUCGCUUUUCUUUACCUACUCACUGGAAACCUGGAAAAUUUAAGAAUGAUGAUCAAGAUUGCCGAGAUCCGAAAAGAUACAUCCGGGCACUACCAGGCUGCUCUUUACCUUGGUGAUGUUGCCGAGAGAGUAAAAGUCCUCCGUGGAUGCGGGCAGAAGUCUCUCGCUUACCUCACAGCGAAGACACAUGGAUUAGAAGAGGAGGCAAGUCAGUUGGAGGAAGAAGACUCUCCUAGUGUCCCUGAGAACGCAGUUCUUCUCCAACCCCCUCCUCCUAUUCAACAAUGCAAAGAUAACUGGCCCCUACUAACUGUCAGUAAAGGAUUCUUCCAGGAGUCCCGAGUAGGGAAGGGAGGUUCAGGUGGAGGACUUGCUGCGGAUGUUGAUAUUGAUGAAGACACAGCUGGAUGGGGAGAUGAUGUUGAUAUCAUCCUGGAUGAGGAAGGAGCAAUCGUGGAUGAGGAGUUUGAGGAUGCAGAUGAUGGAGCAGGAGGAGAGGGAGGGGGCUGGGAUGUUGAUGAUGAUGAUCUUGAUCUUCCUGCUGAUCUUGACAUAGCUGCGGAUGUUGGAGGAGAGGGAGAAGGAUAUUUUGUUGCUCCUACUAAAGGAACACCUCAGUCACAAGUCUGGUGCAAUAACUCCCAGUUACCUGUGGAUCAUAUAACUGCUGGAUCAUUCGACACAGCAUUUAGGCUUCUUCAAGACCAAGUUGGCGUUGUAGAUUUCAAACCUUACAAGCAGCUAUUCUUGCACACGUACGCCCGUGCACGCAGUGCAUUCACCGCUGUACCAGGUAUACCCCCUAUGUUUGGCAACCCACAUCGAAACUGGAGGGAGGCCGGAGCAAAAUCGGGGUUACCGGUUGUUGGGCUUACCCUCGCUACCCUCGCUGCAAGGCUACAGGAUGCUUACAAACUAACCACGCAAGGUAAAUUUGAGGAUGCCAUCGUUAAAUUUCGUGAGAUAUUACUUUCUGUACCACUGCUGGUGGUAGAUAACAAACAAGAAAUAAAUGAGGCACAGCAGCUCAUCACUAUAUGUCGUGAGUAUUUGGUUGGUCUAUCUAUGGAACAGGAAAGGAAGAAACUUCCAAAAUCGAACUUGAAAGAACAAAUGAGGAUCUGUGAGAUGGCUGCAUACCUUACACACUGUCAGUGGCAACCUGUACAUUUAAUACUCGCACUAAGGACAGCUCAGACUGUUUUCUUCAAGCUCAAGAAUUAUAAGAGUGCUGCGAUUUUUGCUCGUCGAUUAUUAGAGCUUGGUCCGAAGCCCGACGUUGCAUCCCAAACAAGAAAAAUUAUCGCUGCCUGUGACAAGAACCCAAUCGACACCCAUGAACUAAGAUACGACGCGCAUAACCCAUUCGAUAUUUGCGCUGCUUCCUAUAUUCCUAUAUAUAGGGGUAAACCCGUUGAGAAAUGUCCGCUAAGUGGAGCAUGUUACGACCCAGAUUUUAAGGGUGAAGUCUGUAGAGUCACAACUUGCACGGAGAUAGGAAAAAGCUGCAUGGGCUUGAGAGUCAGCGCUAUACAGUUCCGCUAAAUAGCCCUUUGGAUAUCCCUGUUUUCUUCUUGAGAUAUAUAUGUACAGCACGUUAUGCCUUGAUCAUUUUGUCCCUAUUUAAACUCUUGUGCAAUUUGGGGCAUUCUGCUAUAGCAAGCAAGGGGGACUGUAGAAAUUCAAGAUUCCUAAAGAAAGGCGUGACUUAAACCAUAUUAUGUGGUGUUUAUUGCUUGUAUGAUUUGCGCAUAGUAUGAAUCUUAAUAAAAUAUAUAACGACCGGAAAAA